This is a messenger RNA of Salpingoeca rosetta, 1280 nucleotides long. RefSeq names its product replication factor C subunit 3. The coding region runs from base 113 to 1174 and encodes 353 amino acids. The record is from RefSeq and is a predicted model, not a curated record. Gene Ontology annotation, biological process: DNA-templated DNA replication; DNA repair. The transcript is spliced from 11 exons. Gene Ontology annotation, cellular component: DNA replication factor C complex; nucleus. Gene Ontology annotation, molecular function: ATP hydrolysis activity; DNA clamp loader activity; DNA binding. Lineage: Eukaryota; Choanoflagellata; Craspedida; Salpingoecidae.
CUGCAACUGCUGCUCAAACUCGCUGCCACUGCACAUAAAAAGAUAGCCAGCAGGCAGCAGCCAGCAUCGUCGUUCAGUGCGUGCAUCGCGUUGUGUGCAGCAACCCAAGAAGAUGAGCUUGUGGAUCGACAAGUACCGGCCGAAGCAGCUGUCUGCGUUGUCGUAUCACGACGGCAUCACACAACAACUCAAGACAUUGGCGUCGAGCGGGGAUGUGCCACACUUGCUCUUCUACGGCCCUCCAGGCGCAGGAAAGAAAACACGCGUUCAGUGCUUUCUUCGCGAGCUCUAUGGCGCCUCCACAGAUAAGCUGAAAAUCGAACACCGGAGCUUCAAGGCUACACCCAGCAAGACAGUGGACAUUUCAACAAUUGCCAGUGGCUAUCACAUUGAAAUCAACCCCAGCGAUGUGGGCAUUGACGAUUAUCACGUCGUGCGGCUGCUGCUCAAGGAAAUUGCCAGCUCACCACAGCUCGACACCAGCCACCACGCAUUUAAAGUCGUGGUCAUCUCUGAGGCAGACCGCCUGACGCGAAAGGCGCAACAGGCGCUGCGUCGCAUCAUGGAGAAAUACGUCCACAACUGCAGAUAUGUCCUCAUCGGUAACAGCUCAAGCAAGAUUCUGGCACCGAUUCGCAGCCGUUGUCUUGGUCUUCGUGUUGGCGCGCCGUCUGUGGACGAGCUGUCCACGGUGCUCAUUGAUGUUGGCAAGAAGGAGGGGUGCCAGGUCAUGCCGGGCUUUGCUGCAAAGGUCGCGAACGCGAGCAGUCGAAACCUCCGCCGUGCCCUCCUCAUGCUCGAGGCAACAGCUUCCCAAUCGCGUGGGUCGAAGGUGAUGGAGGCGACCAACGACAUUCAGCUGCCAGACUGGGAGAUUUUCCUGCGCGAAACGGCAAAACGGAUCAUCUCCCAGCAGAGCCCGCAACGGCUGCUUGAAGUGCGACAGCGGUUGUAUGAGCUGCUCAGCCACUGCAUCCCUCCAGAUGUCAUCAUCAAGCGGCUGACUGAGGAGCUGAUUGGACACAUUGAUGGGCAGCUGAAGGUGGACGUGAUCGCAUAUGCAGCGGACUUUGAACACAGAUUAACAACGGGCCGGAAACCCAUUUUCCACCUGGAGGCCUUUGUCGCCCGUUUCAUGAGCGUGUACAAGGCAUAUCUCAUGGACCUCAUGUAGUCGACACACACACACACUCACUCACACACCUCCCCUCUGCGUGCUUUCUGGUGGUUGUGUCGUGGUUUGACGUUUCUUCUCCCGAUACAAGAUUGCAUAAUGUCGG